GACCUAUUUGCUCGCAAGUCCCGCGGGCGCCCGGCCGGCCCCUCUGUCCCUUGGGUCCCGCCAGGCUGAGACGCUGCAGCGGGGCGCGGAACUGGGACGUGGUUCCCGGGCGGAGGCACCAUGUUGGACUUCGCGAUCUUCGCUGUUACCUUCCUGCUGGCGUUGGUGGGAGCGGUGCUCUACCUGUACCCGGCUUCCAGACAAGCUGCAGGAAUUCCAGGCAUUACUCCAACAGAAGAAAAAGAUGGUAAUCUUCCAGAUAUUGUGAACAGUGGAAGUUUGCACGAGUUCCUGGUUAACCUGCAUGAGAGAUACGGGCCUGUGGUCUCUUUCUGGUUUGGCAGGCGCCUUGUGGUUAGUUUGGGCACUGUUGAUGUACUGAAGCAGCAUAUCAACCCCAAUAAGACACUGGACCCUUUUGAAACCAUGCUGAAGUCAUUAUUAAGGUAUCAGUCUGAUAGUGGGAACGUGAGUGAAAACCACAUGAGGAAAAAAUUGUACGAAAAUGGUGUGACUAAUUGUCUGCGGAGUAAUUUUGCUCUCCUGCUAAAGUCUGGAGGCUGUCUGCUGGCCCAGGACCCCGGUGCAGCGGAGCUGGUUCCUUCUGAGACCCUCGAGGGAAAGCCUGUUUCAUGCCUCACUCCUAGUUGCUGGUGGCUUGCUGACCAUUUCAGGCAGAAUGAGAUCACCAAAGUCUCAUUCCACCAUUCUGGAAGUCAGUCCCUCUUCUGGAACUUUUUGAAACAGAAUUGUAUACUUUCCUAUUUUCAGGUUUGGUCUGAGAUUGGAAAAGGCUUUCUGGAUGGAUCACUUGAUAAAAGUACAACUCGGAAAAAACAAUAUGAAGAUGCCCUUAUGCAACUGGAAUCUACUUUAAAGAAAAUCAUUACAGAACGAAAAGGAAGGAACUUCAGUCAGCAUAUUUUCAUUGACUCCUUAGUACAGGGGAACCUUAAUGACCAACAGAUCCUAGAAGACACUAUGAUAUUUUCUCUGGCCAGUUGCAUAAUAACUGCAAAAUUGUGCACCUGGGCAGUCUGUUUUUUAACCACCUAUGAGGAAAUUCAGAAAAAACUAUAUGAAGAGAUUGACCAAGUUUUGGGGAAGGGACCUAUCACUUCAGAGAAAAUUGAGGAGCUCAGGUAUUGUCGGCAAGUGCUUUGUGAAACUGUUCGGACUGCCAAACUGACCCCAGUUUCUGCCCGGCUUCAAGAUAUUGAAGGAAAGAUUGACAAAUUUAUUAUUCCUAGGGAGACCCUUGUCCUGUACGCCCUUGGAGUCGUGCUUCAGGAUCCCAGUACUUGGUCAUCUCCAUACAAGUUUUGUCCAGAGCGUUUCGAUGAUGAGUCUGCAAUGAGAACUUUCUGCUUGCUUGGAUUUUCAGGCACACGGGAAUGCCCAGAGCUGAGGUUUGCCUACAUGGCGGCCACCGUGCUUCUGAGUGUUCUGCUGAGGAGGCUGCAGCUGCUUUCUGUGCAGGGACAAGUUAUUGAAACAAAGUAUGAACUGGUGACAUCAUCCAAAGAGGAAGCCUGGAUCACUGUCUCAAAGAGAUAUUAAAAUCGGAUGCAUUUAACUUUGUUGAAGAAAAUGAUCAUUUAGAAAAUCUGUAUCGAAUCCUUUUAGAAACCAAGCAUCAUUGUGUAAAAUAAACACCUGUUAAUACUUCA
This is a messenger RNA of Odocoileus virginianus texanus, 1670 nucleotides long. The record is from RefSeq and is a predicted model, not a curated record. NCBI's taxonomy places the organism in Eukaryota, Metazoa, Chordata, Mammalia, Artiodactyla, Cervidae.